UAUCAAAUUGCACAUGGCUUGGAAACUAUGCCCCCGGAGAAGGACCAAGAGGAACAAGGGCAAGUGGAUGAACUCCUUGCCCAAGGUUCAAGUGUGCGGAAUCCGGAUUUGAGGGCAAAUCCUUUCCAAGAAGGGGAGAAUGAUAUGACCAUGAGUGCUAGACAUCAAGUGUUUUCACCUCGACGUGAGCCAUGGAUUGAUUGGGGUCCAAGGAAGAGAGUGAAGACGUGCCAAGGAUUCAAUAAAGCUAGAGGGUCUCCCGAGGAUGCGAGGAAUAGAGAAGGCUUGGAUUUGAGGACAAAUCCUUUCCAAGAAGGGGAGGAUGAUACGAACAUGGAAGCCGUGCGUCAAGGAUUUCAACUACAGCUGGAUUCAACCAGAAACCGUCCUAUCGAGAUGAUAUCCGAAAGCUAUGAAACUACCACCAUCGUCUUCGUCUUGGAAACAGCUUCGCGUGGGUAUCUUGCACAUCUCAAUCGGAGUCCGAAUGAGGGAGUUAUGGUGGUUUUACAGAAGUCGCGCAGAACUGGCGAGGGAGUCCAGAGAGAACACCCGGGCGGGUGUUUUUCACCCUGCAAUUCACCCGACCGGGUGAAUCACCCGAGACUUAGUUUUUGAGGGCCUUUUUCCACAUUUUGGGCCCUUAGUAUAAAUACCUUUUGGUGUCAUUUUUCAUUCUAGAUUGAGAUAAGAUUGUGAUUGAAGUUAUCUCCCUAGUGAGUUUUUCCUCUUUGAGGAAUGUAUCCAAUUCCUUCCUUGAAGGUUGCUUGUUUCAAUUUCAUAGAUUGAUUCAAGUAGAGGUAUGCAUCAAUGGGGUGUAUCCAUUGAGUAGUGGAGCCAAGGGGUGAUAGAGCUAUUGAAAGUUGCCUAGGGUUGUUUCCAUCCUUUUGGUCAAGGUCCUAUGGUCAUAACUCUUUUAUCUCAUCAUUAUACACAUGCUUUCCAU
Molecule: messenger RNA, 946 nt
Organism: Salvia hispanica
Lineage: Eukaryota; Viridiplantae; Streptophyta; Magnoliopsida; Lamiales; Lamiaceae
Source: RefSeq, a predicted model, not a curated record